UUAUAAAUUUGCCACUUCUUGAGAUUCUAGACACAGCCAAAUUAGCCUUCCCUCACAAUACACACUUGUACCAACUGCCUCUUCAACCAUAUUGCAGAUGGGGCUUUCCCAGUGGAGUUCUUGAGAUUCUAUACACAGCCAAAUUAGCCUUCCCUCACAAUACACACUUGUACCAACUGCCUCUUCAACCAUAUUGCAGAUGGGGCUUUCCCAGUGGAGUUCUUGAGAAUCUAUAUACAGCCAAAUUAGCCUUCCCUCACAAUACACACUUGUACCAACUGCCUCUUCAACCAUAUUGCAGAUGGGACUUUCCCAGUGGAGUUCUUGAGAAUCUAUAUACAGCCAAAUUAGCCUUCCCUCACAAUACACACUUGUACCAACUGCCUCUUCAACCAUAUUGCAGAUGGGGCUUUCCCAGUGGAGUUCUUGAGAAUCUAUAUACAGCCAAAUUAGCCUUCCCUCACAAUACACACUUGUACCAACUGCCUCUUCAACCAUAUUGCAGAUGGGACUUUCCCAGUGGAGUUCUUGAGAAUCUAUAUACAGCCAAAUUAGCCUUCCCUCACAAUACACACUUGUACCAACUGCCUCUUCAACCAUAUUGCAGAUGGGGCUUUCCCAAUGGAGUUCAUCUCCACCGUCCUCUUCUUUUUUCAUGCACGCUUUUAUCCUUCUCUGGUGGUGUGGCUUGUUAGUCACCUCUGUUGUUGGCGGGAAUAAUGAGACCGACCGGUUGGCGUUGCUUGAGUUCAAAGCCAAGAUCACUCAUGAUCCUCUCCAGGUUUUGAGCUCCUGGAAUGAUAGCUUCCACUUUUGUCAAUGGCGAGGGGUUACCUGUGGUCAUCGACAUCAAAGGGUCAUUAAGUUGAAACUGCAAUCUUCGGAACUGGUAGGCUCUAUAUCACCACAUGUUGGUAAUUUAAGUUUUUUGAAGAUUCUAUCACUCGCAAACAAUAGCUUUCAUUAUGAAAUUCCUUCAGAAAUUGACCGUUUACGCAGAUUGCAAUUCCUACAAAUGUACAAUAACACACUUAGCGGCAAAAUUCCAAGAAAUUUAUCCCAUUGGACCGACCUCAUAUUCAUUAAUUUCGGUCACAACCUUUUGGAUGGGGAAAUCCCUACAACUCUUGGCACUUUCUCAAAACUCCAAUACAUUAAUUUUGAAAAAAAUAAUUUGACAGGAAGUAUCCCACCUUCUUUCGGCAACUUAUCCUCUCUAGACGUGUUUGCUGCAGCUGGUAAUAACUUGGGUGGGAGUAUCCCUACUUCUUUUGGCCAAUUGACAGAACUUACAUUUUUUGGUGUCAGUUCAAAUAGGUUAUCUGGAAGAAUUCCUCCCUCCAUCUUCAAUUUGUCUUCGUUAAUUGUGUUUAAUGUAGGAAACAACCAAAUCCAAGGGCAUCUUCCGUUGGAUAUAGGUAUCACCCUACCUAAUAUCGAAAGACUUUCCAUUUUCUUAAACCAAUUUACUGGACCUAUCCCUAUUUCAAUAUCUAAUGCCUCGAAUCUAGAGAAUCUUGAUCUUAACUACAAUAAACUAAGAGGAAGAGUUCCUUCUUUCGAGACGUUAUAUAGAGUUUCACAUUUGGCCAUGGCUUCUAACAAGCUUGGAAAUGGAGGGACAAAUGACUUGAGUUUUCUUUGUUCUUUGAUAAAUUCUACAUAUCUAACCAUUUUAGAGAUAGGCGACAAUAACUUUGGGGGAGAGUUGCCCAAGUGCAUUGCCAAUUUCUCAACUACUCUCAAGUUUCUGCGUCUAAAUACGAAUAAUAUAUCUGGAAACAUUCCUACUGGAAUAGAAAAUUUGACCAAUUUGGAGUUACUAGAUAUGGGGUAUAAUAAAUUAUCAAGUCAUAUUCCUUUUGAAAUUGGAAAGCUUCAUAAGUUACAAAUUUUGGAUUUAUCUGCAAACAAUAUCUUUGGGAACAUUCCAUCUUCUCUUGGAAAUUUAACUAUUUUGAUAACUUUGUAUUUACACGAUAAUAAUCUUCAAGGAAGCAUCCCCCUAAGUCUAGUCAAGUGUGAAAAUGUAGUUCAUUUGGAUCUUUCUAAAAACAAUCUCAAUGGUACCAUAUCAUAUCAAGUAAUUGGUCUCUCAUUCUCAUCAAUUUCUCUAGACUUGUCAGCCAACAAAUUUACUGGUGUCCUUCCUACAGAAGUAGAAAAUUUAAAAAAUUUAGAACACUUGGAUAUUUCUGAAAACAUGUUGUUUGGAAAAAUUCCAACAAGUCUUGGUAGCUGUGUAAAACUAGAAUAUCUAGCCAUGAGAAGCAACUUCUUUCAAGGGGUCAUUCCUUCAUCUUUGGAAUCAUUAAGGGGCCUUCAACUUUUAGAUCUUUCUAAAAACAAUUUCUCUGGCAAUAUUCCAAAAUUUUUUGAGAGCUUUAUCUUCUUGAAGUUAAUGAAUUUGUCUUAUAACAAUUUCGAAGGGGAGGUACCAACAAAUGGAGUUUUCAAGAACACAAGUGCAAUUGUGAUUAAGGGGAACGGUAAGCUUUGUGGAGGCAUGCCUAAGUUUCAUCUUCCUGUAUGUAAAUACAAUAAAUCCAAGAAGAGGAAGUUGACUCCUUCCUUGAAGCUAAUAAUCUCUAUAUUAUCUGGCCUUCUUGGAGUAACUUUGGUAAUGUUAUUUUUACUUCUCUGCACUUUGAAAAGAAAAAGAAGAGAAAGUAUUUUAAGUAAUUCAGGAAAUUUGCUUUUGAAUGUAUCUUACCAUAGUCUCCUAAAAGCUACAGAUGCAUUCUCCACCACUAAUUUAAUUGGUGUGGGUAGCUUUGGAUCUGUAUAUAGAGGAAUUCUUGAUCAUGACAGACGUAAAGUUGCUGUCAAGGUGCUCAACCUUUUGCAGCAUGGAGCUUCAAAAAGUUUUAUUGCUGAAUGUGAGGCUUUGAGAAAUAUCAGACAUCGGAAUCUAGUGAUGGUACUCACAGCAUGUUCAGGUGUUGACUAUCAAGGUCAUGAUUUCAAAGCAUUGGUAUAUGAGUUCAUGACUAACGGCAACCUAGAUGGGUGGUUGCAUCCAGUUUCAAGAAGAAAUGAGGUUCCUGAAGAACAAACACAUUUGAAUUUUCUUCAAAGACUGAAUAUUGCUAUUGAUGUUGCAAAUGCAUUGGAAUAUCUUCAUCAUCAUUGCCAUUCACCAAUUGUUCAUUGUGACCUCAAGCCUAGCAAUGUUCUUCUUGAUGAUGAAAUGACUGGACAUGUUGGUGAUUUUGGCUUAGCAAGGUUCCUUCGUGAGGCCACCCAAGAGUGUUUCACUAAUCAAUCAAGCUCUAUUGGAUUAAAAGGAACAGUUGGUUAUGCUCCUCCAGAAUAUGGUAUGGGAAAUGAGGUGUCAACUUUUGGUGAUAUCUAUAGUUAUGGUAUAUUAUUAUUGGAGAUGUUCACAGGGAAAAGGCCCACUGAUAACAUUUUCAAAGAAGACUUGAACCUUCAUGAUUUUGUUAGAGGAGCUUUGCCCGAACGAGUGAUCAACAUUGUGGAUCCUAUCAUUCUUUUGGAAAGAGAAGAUAUGGAAACUAGGACAAAUGACACUCACAUUCAAAAUCAAAUAGGAUGUCCCAAAAUUUUGGAGUGCUUGAUUUUGAUAUUUGGAAUUGGAGUUUCUUGUUCUAUGGAAUCUCCAAGAGAAAGGAUGAACAUUAGUGAUGUUGUAGCUCAGUUGCAUUUGAUUAGAGACAAGCUCCUCAGAACAAGAAGACGCCGAGAAAGACUUCAAUUUACAGGUACAGAGGGCUAGUGACCCUAUUGGAAGGCAUCAUGACGUAAUGAGGUUUUGAUUUUGUAUAAUGUUGGAACAGAAUAAUCAGAUUUGUAGCACCUCCUUUUGUUUCUUUUAACACUCACUUAUUAGUUUAUCUUGUAUUUGUCAUAGUUUUGUUUGUUUGUUUUUUUUUUUAAUAUCCAUGGAAUAAUUUGUGGCUGUAACAUUACUUUUAAAAAAUGAUCGAGACUCUGUGGAUGUAGGCUUUUAUGGCUGAACCACGUUAAAAUUGUUGUCUUCCUUCUUU
Molecule: messenger RNA, 4010 nt
Organism: Quercus robur (English oak)
Lineage: Eukaryota; Viridiplantae; Streptophyta; Magnoliopsida; Fagales; Fagaceae
Product: probable LRR receptor-like serine/threonine-protein kinase At3g47570
Exons: 3
Coding region: 608-3739 (1043 amino acids)
Biological process (GO): protein phosphorylation
Molecular function (GO): protein binding; protein kinase activity; ATP binding
Source: RefSeq, a predicted model, not a curated record